AUGACAGCAAAAAGUUCUCGCUUUGCUGAAUUGCGAAACAACUUUGAACAAAAUGGUUCAGUUUCUAAACCAAUAUUUCCUAAACCACACGCUUUAAAAAAACCCCCACAAAUACCUCCACGUGAAAAUUCUGUUUCAAGUCAAUUCAACUCUUCAGUUGAAGCAAACGCGCAUGAAAAUAAUCAAAGCAUUAAAAUAAAAUCUAGGCAUUCGAAUGUGAAUGAAAGCCAGGAUGAUGAAAACUACAGUUCACUAAUCGAUCGAAAUAAUAUUAACGAAUUAAGAAAGAUUUCUAGUACAUAUUCAAAUGGCGAAAACAAAGAAGAGGACAAUGUUAAAUCAAGAACAUCGUUAGUCACAAAAUCGAAUGUUAGGAAUGCGCAAAAGAUAGCCAACAAAUUCGCAAAUUAUAAAGAUCAGGAAGAAAACGAAGAUAAUUCAAAAGCAACAUCAGUUACAAACAAAAAUAUAAGAAACAUACAUAAAAUAUCUAACAAAUAUUCGAAUGAAGAAGAGGAUCCAGAAGAAUACAACGACGGAAUAAAGCCUUCAUUAAUUACAAAAAAAAAUGUUCGAAAUAUACACAGGAUGGCCAACCAAUAUUCAAAUGAAGAAGAGGAACAAGAAGGGGACGAUAAUGGGCAAAGACCAUUAAUUACAAAAAAAAAUGUCAGAAAUAUAAAUAAGAUAGCUAGUGGUUAUUUGAAUGCGGAAGAAGAUCAGGAAGAUGCUAAUGGAUCAAAAUCAUCUUCGUUAAUAAAUCGAAAUAAUGCUAAUGGUUUGAGAAAGAUUGUCGAUGCUUAUUCGGAUGAUGAAGAGGAUGAACAUGAACAUAAAGUUAAACCAUCAUCAUUAAUUACAAGUAAAAAUGUAAGAAAUGUUCACAAGAUAUCUAAUAGCCUUUCUAAAGUAGAAGGCAAAGAGGAAAACGACAACAGGCUUGAAUCUUCAUUAUUCACAGCAAAAAACGUUCAAAAGGUGGCUAAUUAUUCAAAUUCGGAAAGAGAACGAAAAGAUAAAUCACAACUAUCUUCAUUAAUGACAAAGAAUAAACCGAAAGCCGCCAGCUACUCGUAUGAAGACGAAGAUAACACUUACAGAAAUAUCUCAAAUAAACCUCGAUCAUUAUUGAUCACACAGGAAAAGAUCAAGAGGGUUCAGGAUGACGAUAAACCUCCAUUACCUUCACGAAAAAUUUUAAAUAGAACAACACAAAAGGAAACCAAUCAUUCGCACGAGGAUGAAUAUGAAGAUUUAAGAGAUAGAUCAAACAGUGAGAAGUUUCGGAAUUUAAAUGAUCACGAUGGAAGGAAAUCAAAUAGCCAUCAUCAACCUUUAGUUUCGCGUCCAAAGUUUCAAGAUUUGCAAAACAUAGCAUCUUCUAUCGUAAAAUUAGAUAAAGAUGGUGGUAAAAAACCUCCACCAUUACCUCCCAGAAAAAAUUUUACUGAAGAGCAUAUCACAAAGUCGAUUGACGAUAAAAUUAAACUACCACCAUUACCUCCUCGUGGUAAUUCUAAUCGACAGGAUGCAAGUAACAGUUCGGAUGUGAGUAGGGAAGCAAAAGGACCUCGACCGACUCGACCGACUUCGUACUCAUCACAACGUAGUAUCGAAAGUCCCAGUAUUCAAAAAAGAAAUUCCGGUAUUUCUAUCAAAAGCAAUGAAAGCACUAGUAAAAGAUCCGCAUUUGACGAUGAUACGCUAUAUGAAGGGAUCGAUGAUUACCCUGACCCUGUCAGUCGUUGCCUUCCUAUUGUUGGUGAAGGUUUUGAAGGACACCUUGACUGUUCGGAAAUCGAUUUUUCAGUAGUUGAUGACUAUGCUAGACAAACGCCUGAAUCCGAAACGGUUUCUAUUGCAACGCUAUCUGAUUAUUUAACAUCAGCUUGGGAUCAUGAUCUUUACAAGUUGCGCGCUAUUUAUGCUUGGAUCACCGAUAACAUUUCAUAUGACUGUGAAUUGUUUUAUUCUGGUAAUUCAAAAUUUAAAAUGGCAAAAGACGUUUUAAAAACCAGAACGGCCGUUUGUGCUGGAUACAGUGAAUUAUUCUACGAAUUGUCUCGCGAAGCUGAUUUAGACGUAUGUAAGAUUGGUGGAAGUGCUAAAGGUGCUGGAUAUAAUGUUGGUGAUCCAAUAGGACCAGGCGAUUAUGCACACGCCUGGAACGGUGUAUUUUAUGAAGGAGAAUAUCUACUAGUUGAUUGUACGUGGGGAGCAGGAGUUGUUUCUAACAAGCGAUUCGAAAAAAAGUUCCGCUCAUUUUACUUCAUGUGCUCGCCAACAAAGUUAAUAUAUUCUCAUUUUCCGAAUAAUGUAAAAGAACAAUAUUUGCAGCCAACAAUUACUCGCCCAGAAUUCAUCAAUCAGCCGCAUUACAAGUCAACAUUUUUCGAUAAAGGUCUCAGGUUAAUACGCUAUAUUGGAUGUGAAAUUGAAAUUCCGGAUGAUAAUGCAAUUUUGGAUAUAGAACAGACGAUUGUUGAUGGAAGUGUAAAUAAAAUUCAAGGCCAUUUGGAUUGGAAAGGUCAAAGUAUUAAUGCAUUUACUCAAAUAUUAUCUAAUUCCGGUCCAAAUGGUGGUGUGAUAUACAGAGUAAGGAUAGGGUGUCCGACUCGUGGUGAAGGAAUCUUGAAUUUGUUUUAUUAUAAUAGAGAUGAAAAUUACGGUUCACAAAUAACAACCAUGAAAAUAAAAAACCUUGGAACGGGCACUAAAUACAAGAGAUUCGUGGAAUUGUUUGCAGUUCCUUUCCCAUGUUCGGUUAUUAGACCAUUUACUUCCUCACUAGAAUACAACAAAAAAGUUAGGUUUGAAGUAAUAUUGUUUAAUCAAGAUGCAUCAGAAAUUUUGAUUAUUAGCCCAGGUUUUGAGAAAAAAGCAUACUUGGAGCACGUGAUUGAGAAGACUAGUGAUUUUGGCGGCGUUACCAUGAGUUGUGAUGUCAUGUUAAAUUAUAAGG
Messenger RNA from Acaulospora morrowiae, 2962 nucleotides. Lineage: Eukaryota; Fungi; Glomeromycota; Glomeromycetes; Diversisporales; Acaulosporaceae. The record is from the annotation of a GenBank genome assembly.